Molecule: messenger RNA, 1544 nt
Organism: Prunus avium (sweet cherry)
Lineage: Eukaryota; Viridiplantae; Streptophyta; Magnoliopsida; Rosales; Rosaceae
Source: RefSeq, a predicted model, not a curated record
GAUAAAGAAAUAAGAAGAGGGAGAAAUCUAACAUACAUUCGGACAGAAUUUCACGGUACGGGGAUGAACUUGAACUACGGAUGUUAAUCUAGAAGACAAUGUUUGACAAAAAGAAACCUUAACAAGGAAACGAAAACUGAUAGUUUCAUUUCAAGGAUCUCAAGUACAUUUGGUGAUAAUUUUUUUAAAUUUGGUAUUAAUAUUUGCUUAAAAGAAAAGGAAAAACAAAGAAUUGUCCACAUCUGCAAGUACAAAGUCGGGGAAUAUUCCGACAUUUCCUUUGGCACAAGCAAUGCCGUCGUUAACACCAACGCAACUGUGGACUGUCCCUCCUCUGCCUGGUGAUGAUGGGAAGGCUCUUGUUGUUGCUCUUGAUAUCUCCGUAUCUAUACUCUCUGCUCAUCUCCACCGUCGCUCAACCAACCAAAGAUUACCAUCAGCUACGGCCGGGUGCACCCUUCAAGAUCGCUCUGUUUGCUGACCUGCAUUUUGGAGAGGCGGAGUCCACCGAUUGGGGCCCACUCCAGGACGUGAACUCUACCAGGGUCAUGUGCUCUGUACUCGAUGAUGAAAACCCAGAUUUUGUUAUCUAUCUUGGAGAUGUGAUCACAGCCAACAAUAUAGCAAUUAGAAAUGCAAGCUUGUACUGGGAUCAGGCAGUUUCUCCAACAAGAGCCAAGGGUAUUCCUUGGGCCAGUGUGUUUGGAAACCAUGAUGAUGCAGCAUUUGAGUGGCCAAUAGAGUGGUUUUCAGCCCCUGGAAUUCCUAAAAUUCAUUGCCCUGUAGCCAAUUCAUCGUGCUCAGGGGUAGAAGAUUGUAGCUUCAAAGGCACACAACGUCUGGAGCUUAUGAAAAAUGAAAUUGAACUUAAUGCCCUAUCAUAUUCUCAAUUUGGCCCUAAAGAACUUUGGCCUAGUGUAUCCAACUAUGCCCUCCAAGUUUUUUCAUCAGAAAAUCCCAAGUCACCUGUGGCAUUUUUGUACUUCCUAGACUCUGGUGGUGGUUCCUACCCAGAAGUUAUAUCCAGCACCCAAGCAGAAUGGUUCCGGAAGAAAGCUUUAGAGAUUAACCCUGAUUCAAGGGUCCCAGAGAUAAUCUUUUGGCAUAUACCAAGUCGUGCUUAUAAGAAAGUUGCUCCAUUGUUCGGCAUACACAAGCCUUGUGUGGGUUCGAUUAACAAAGAGAAGGUAGCAACCCAAGAAGCUGAAACGGGUAUCAUGAAACUUUUGGUUGAAAGGGUUUCUGCCAAGGUGAGGCAGUGUUUGUGGGACAUAACCAUGGAUUGGACUGGUGCUGCCCUUAUGAAAAACUGUGGCUAUGCUUUGCAAGGCAUACUGGUUAUGGUGGCUAUGGAAACUGGGAUAGAGGAGCUAGAAUUGUGGAAAUCACCCAGCAGCCUUUCUCUAUUAAAUCUUGGAUAAGAAUGGAGGAUGGUAGUGUACAUAGUGAAGUUGUCUUGAGCUCAUUCAUCAACGGAAACAAAAGCAUGUAAACUUUCAAACAAUACAAUUAAAGAACAUAAAAUAAGUGGAAAAAAAAAAAAC